Molecule: messenger RNA, 1803 nt
Organism: Rhea pennata
Lineage: Eukaryota; Metazoa; Chordata; Aves; Rheiformes; Rheidae
Product: M1-specific T cell receptor alpha chain-like
Molecular function (GO): peptide antigen binding
Source: RefSeq, a predicted model, not a curated record
AUGUACCUCCGAUACGUCAUCCUCGCUGCCCUCCUGGGGAAUUCGCUGGAUGCCAUGGGCCAGACCACUGUGACUCAAAAAGAAGGAGAGGGCACUUUCCAGACCACCUGCACCUAUCAGAUCUCUGGCUUUGGAACCUUGUUCUGGUACCAGCAGAGGAGAGGCCAAGCCCCACAGCUGGUCUCCUAUCAGGCAGGAGCUGGUCGCAAGGAGAGCGGCCGAUUCACCUGCACACUGCUAAACACCACAAAGAAAUACAGCCUCCUGCAGCUGGAGGAAGUCAAGGUCUCUGACACUGCCUUGUACCUCUGUGCUGUGCAAGAUGACUAUGAAAGCAGUUACAAACUGACAUUUGGAUCUGGUAGAAGACUUGCAGUAUUACCAGAUGUUACUCCAUCUCCUUCAGUCUAUAGGCUGACUUCUAAAGAUGAUGAGGAUUUGGAAAUGUGCCUUAUCACAGAUUACUCCCCUGAAAAGCUUACAUCUAAUGCGAUUGAAGGGAAGACAGAUGCUAUUGUGGAGGUGGUAACAUCUGAGAACAAACAGGAAGCAAGCUACUUGUCAACCUACUGGGCCAAGAAAAAUGAAAUGCAGUGUGGUGCAAAACAUGAGGGGUUUGGAGAGCUGGAAGGCGAGGAUCCUGAAAGUGGUGCCAGCCCUGUCUGUGUAACAGAGAUGUCUCAACACUUCAGAACAGAUGAGAAGCUGAACCUACUGUCAUUCUCACAACUGGGUCUGAAAAUAAUUUUAAUGAAAGGAAUAAUUUUUAAUGUACUGAUGACAAUGCUUAUGUGGAAAAAAAAAAAUCAAAGUAACCAGUCGGCACAGACUUGAAGCACAAAAAAAAAAAAAAAAUCUGCUGAGGUAGCUCUGCCGGAGCAUCAUAUGCCAGAAGGAUUAAGCAAAUUUUGUGGCAGCAGACAUCACUUGCUGUUUUUUUAUAUCAUGCCAGCCAUUAUAUGCUAAGUUGCUUUAUUUGCAUUAUUACAAAGCUACUCAAAAAUAAGCCUACAUUCUCAGAAGUCUACUCUCCUGCACACCUGAAUCAUUUAGCUUGGCAAUUUUUCAUGAAGCAUAGAUUGUUAUUAUAGAUUGUCAAAUAUCCCUGCUACUUGAACUAAAAUGACAUGUACAAUUUCUGCUUGGGGGAGUGUUUUUGAAAGCUGAAAGCUAAAUAUCUCUUGAGUGAAUAUUUCAUAUUUUGACAGCUUUCAUGUAUGCAUAUCUUAGCGUGGACAUUUCCUGCCAUGCUCUACCAUCCCCAUUUCAGUUGCAAAUGAAAAACUCUGAAAAACAAAGGAAGUCUCAUUCAAGGUGCUGUACCUUGUAUCUUGCUGUCUUUUGCUAGAUCAGAACAGGGUAUCUUUUCUUCCCUAAGAAAUUUGCUGCUAGAUCUCCCAGAAAUCCUGAACUUGGUGAAAUUCUUGCUUCAUUAUCACGGAAGAAAAUUUUUUUUAAGAAAAAAAAUCUGUUCUUCCUUAACAUUUGUUGCAUUUACACCAGCUUAAUAUUUGACUUUGUGUUUACCACAAAUAUAAACAACUUUUUGUUGUUGUUGUUUAGGUCUAAUAGCCUUAGAUUUCCUAAUAAAUUCCUUUUUUUUUAACCAUUAUAUAAAACGAUCCUGAAAUACUUACCUCUUUGUGUAUAUGCUCCUUAAAAAUGAUAUAUUCAAGUGAAAUUUGCAUGCUGCUAAGUCUUGAAUUAUAGUGCCAAUCACUCUGAUGCACUGACAUUUCCUCAAACCUUUGGCAGCUGUUAAACAAUUCUUAUCAAUAAUAAUAAACUUGCUUGUCUUUUGUA